Molecule: messenger RNA, 2319 nt
Organism: Vitis vinifera (wine grape)
Lineage: Eukaryota; Viridiplantae; Streptophyta; Magnoliopsida; Vitales; Vitaceae
Product: cysteine-rich receptor-like protein kinase 15
Exons: 8
Coding region: 135-2129 (664 amino acids)
Biological process (GO): protein phosphorylation
Molecular function (GO): ATP binding; protein kinase activity
Source: RefSeq, a predicted model, not a curated record
UUUCUAAGUUUGUGGUAGCACGUCUCUUCUGAGGAAAGAGAGAGAAGGCAACUUGUGCACCAGACAGCUAAAGAAGAAGGGCUCUAGUUCUCUUAUACACAGUUUUCUUUUCAUCAAACUUGCAAUUUUCCUUGAUGGGUUCCGACUUGUUUAGCACCAGAGCCUUUCUAUUGUUCUUGAUCUCAAUCUUUAGCCUUAUCGUCUUCGCCAGUGGGCAAUUAUCAUACCUCUACAGCUCUUGUGGCAGUGAGACACCCGAUGGGGAUUACAAAACUAAUCUCACUUCCCUCUUGGAUUCUCAAUCUUCUAAAGCUUCCACCUACACCUUCUACAAUGAUACCUUGAACCAAAUCUACAGCCUCUAUCUAUGCAGAGGCAAUGUUAACGCUACUACCUGCCAGAGUUGUGUGAAAACUGCAGGCCAAGAAAUCCAGGAGCAGUGCCAGUAUAAUAAAACAGCUAUCAUAUGGUAUGAUGAAUGCAUGUUACGUUACUCUAAUGAAGACUUCAUUGGAACUAUGAACACUUCUCCAUGGUUCAUAAUGUACAAUGUGAAGAACAAAACUGAUUCCGGUGAAAGGGAUGUGGGCGCUCUAUCUUUGAAGGAUCGGCUGCUGGGAGAAAUUCCAUAUUCGAAGCUCAUGUUUCAGACAGAUGAGAGACCGUCCACAUAUAACGCGUCUCUAAUUUUAUAUGGGCUGGCGCAGUGUACUAGAGAUAUCAACACUACUUCAUGCUAUAACUGUUUAUUUGACCUGUGGUCAAUGAUCCAAGAGUGUUGCCAAGAGAAGGUAGGAUGGCGUGCUUUGGGUCCAAAUUGCAAUAUAAGGUAUGAACGGUACCGCUUCUAUGAUGAAGUCUCUGCUGAUCCACCCGCACCUGCGGCUGCUCCCGAUAACCCAGGAGGGGGAGGAAACAACACCAUAAAGAUCGCGAUCAUCACUGUAUCAGCAAUUACAGGAGCUGCAGUUGUCUUGGGUUUCUUCCUUUAUUUUUCAUUCUUUAGCAGGAAGAGCAGACGAGGGGAGCAGAAAAGUGAAGAAAUUCCGUUAAAUGUGUUGGACCGUCCAACCGGCACACACUUUAUGGAAGGGCAUAUGCAUGAUCAAGACAACACUGUAGAAACUUACUACUUCAAUUUAACCACCAUACUGGCUGCUACAAACAAUUUUUCUGAUUCCAAUAAGCUUGGAGAAGGGGGUUUUGGCCCUGUUUACAAGGGGAAGCUGCUUGAUGGAAGGGAAAUAGCUGUUAAAAGGCUUUCAACGAAAUCAGGACAAGGUCUUGAGGAGUUCAAGAAUGAAGUUAUGUUAAUCGUUAAACUUCAACACAAAAAUCUUGUGAGGCUGUUGGGUUGCUGCAUGGAGGGAGACGAGAAGCUCCUGGUCUACGAGUACAUGGCUAAUACGAGUCUUGAUGCUUUUUUGUUUGAUCCAACAAAAUGCAAGGAACUAGACUGGGAUAAGCGAGAAGCCAUUGUUCGUGGAAUAGCAAGGGGGAUCCUGUAUCUUCAUGAAGACUCUCGUCUCAAAAUCAUCCACAGGGAUUUGAAAGCAAGCAAUGUUUUGUUGGAUGAGGAAAUGAAUGCAAAGAUCUCAGACUUUGGCACUGCUAGGAUUUUUGGCAGCAAGCAACUUGAUGCUAACACCAACAGAGUGGUCGGUACAUUUGGAUACAUGGCACCAGAGUACGCAAUGGAGGGACUAUUUUCUGUGAAAUCUGAUACUUACAGCUUUGGAGUUCUAUUGCUAGAAAUCUUGAGUGGGAAAAAGAACAGUGGAUUGUAUAGCACGGAUCAUUCCCAAAACCUUCUAUCUCAUGCAUGGCAGCUGUGGAAUGAAGACAAGGGACUUGAAUUUAUAGAUAGGAACUUAGUUGACAAAUGUCCUGUAAGUGAGGCUGUCAGAUGGAUCCAUAUUGCUCUGCUGUGUGUUCAGGAAGACCCCAAUAAUAGACCACCCAUGUCAUCAGUUGCUCUCAUGCUUGGAAGCAAAUGGGUCAACCUUCCCCAACCAUCAGCACCCCCAUUCUCAGUGGGAAGAUCUUUCAUGUCUGAUCUAUCUUCAACAAGCGGGUCGGGGUUAGGUUUUCUCAUUUCAGAUCAAUCAUCCACUAGUGCCUCUCUUUAGUUCGGAGGUUCAUUGCAUCAUACUUGAGCUCAUACCAGUAUACCAUGAUUCAUAAUUUCAAUUUCAGGAACACAGUGAUGUACCAAUAAGAUAGAAUAGCCUGCCACUUGACAGUGCAAUUUUUUUUCUUGGUUUUUUCCAGUGGAUCAGACCAACUUUUGAAUAGGUUCUACUGAAAUUUUCUCACCAA